AUGUUUGCGCGCGCACUCUCGCGAUUCACUGGCCUGACGGCCGCGCCCGCUUCUCUCAUGGGCUCAACGCGGCAGGUCUUCCUGCCUGCCUGCGUCCUCCCGACUCGCCACUUCUCCGCCGGGGCAGGCGGCGCCAAUCCGUUCAAGAACCAACUUCUUUUGACGCUCAGCUCCCCCUCAGAGUCCAUUUUCGUUCGCACACCCAUCCGCUCUGUCACUGUCCCAGGCAGUGAAGGCGCCAUGACGAUGACCAACGGCCAUUCCCAGACGGUUGCUCGCCUGAAGGCUGGAGAAGUCAUCGUCAGGAAAGGCGAAAGCGGAGAGGAAGUCGAGAGAUUCUUCCUCAGCGACGGCUUCGUGCUCUUCAAAGGCCCCGAAGAUGACAGCGGAUGCUGCACCGCGGAGGUCCUCGGUGUUGAGAUCGUCCCGGUCAGCCUCCUCGACAAGGAGAGCGCCACCGCGGCUCUGCAAGAGCUCCUGCAGCAGGGCGCUGGCGCUGCGGACGAGUGGACGAAGGCACGGACUCUCCUCGGGCAAGAGCUUCUGGCGGCUGUUAUCCGCUCGGCACCGUAG
Besnoitia besnoiti is the source of this 573-nucleotide messenger RNA. Its product is annotated as putative ATP synthase. Gene Ontology annotation, biological process: proton motive force-driven ATP synthesis. NCBI's taxonomy places the organism in Eukaryota, Apicomplexa, Conoidasida, Eucoccidiorida, Sarcocystidae. The record is from RefSeq and is a predicted model, not a curated record. The transcript has 4 exons. Gene Ontology annotation, molecular function: proton-transporting ATP synthase activity, rotational mechanism. Bases 1 to 573 code for a protein of 190 amino acids.